AUGUUCCCUUCUGCCGAGACUCUCAGCGCCUUCAAGGCCACCCAGAAGCCCUUCAUCGCCUCGUCCGUUGUCGAGAAGAAGCCCUUCGUUGCCCAGUCCACCAUCGAGGUUAACUCGGCCAAGAUUCGCGGCAAGGACCUUGAGGCGAAUUCAAAGCCCUAUAGGGGUAACCAGAAGCGUGUGUCGCACAGCAACCACCUUAGACCAACAUAUUUCUACACCUGCGCCGCCGGUGGUGUCCUGGCCUGCGGUCUGACCCACUACACGAUGACCCCGGUCGACAUGCUCAAGUGCCGCAUGCAGGUCAACAAGUCGAUGUACAACGGUAUCUUUGACGGCUUCAAGAAGGUCGCUGCUGCCAACGGUAUCAAGGGUCUGUUCCUUGGCGGUGCCCCGACUCUGAUCGGCUACUCGCUGCAGGGCAUGGGCAAGUACGGUUUCUACGAGUACUUCAAGUACCUGUACGCUAACGUCGUUGGCGCCGAGAACGCUGCCAAGUACAAGACCUUCCUGUUCCUGGGUGCGUCCGCCUCGGCCGAGUUCAUCGCCGACAUCAUGCUGUGCCCGAUGGAGGCCCUCAAGGUCAAGAUGCAGACCUCGGCCACUCCGUUCGCCACCAGCUUCCUGGGCGGUGUCCGCAAGAUCCACGCCGCUGAGGGCAUCAACGGCUUCUACAAGGGUCUCGCUCCUCUGUGGAUGCGCCAGAUCCCGUACACCAUGGUCAAGUUCGCCACCUUCGAGAAGACCGUCGACCCAAGGAGCAGUACAGCAAGACCUGAGCAGCUCGGUGUCACCGCCGCCGCUGGCUACUUCGCCGGUAUCUUCUGCGCCAUCGUGUCGCACCCCGCCGACACCCUGGUGUCGAAGCUCAACAACGUUGCCAAGGCUGAGGGUGAGAGCACUGGUGCCAUCGCCAUGCGCAUCCUCAAGGACCUGGGCUUCACCGGCGUCUGGGCUGGUCUCGGCCCGCGUAUCUUCAUGAUCGGUACCCUCACUGCCCUCCAGUGGUUCAUCUAUGACUCGUUCAAGGUCCAGACUGGUCUGCCCACCACCGGUGGCGCCGCUGCCCCCAAGAAGGACGAGUAA
Molecule: messenger RNA, 1086 nt
Organism: Linderina pennispora
Lineage: Eukaryota; Fungi; Kickxellomycota; Kickxellomycetes; Kickxellales; Kickxellaceae
Product: mitochondrial carrier
Exons: 4
Coding region: 1-1086 (361 amino acids)
Biological process (GO): mitochondrial phosphate ion transmembrane transport
Cellular component (GO): mitochondrial inner membrane
Molecular function (GO): phosphate transmembrane transporter activity
Source: RefSeq, a predicted model, not a curated record